Molecule: messenger RNA, 2372 nt
Organism: Drosophila subpulchrella
Lineage: Eukaryota; Metazoa; Arthropoda; Insecta; Diptera; Drosophilidae
Exons: 4
Coding region: 400-1230 (276 amino acids)
Source: RefSeq, a predicted model, not a curated record
ACAGCUGUUAUAACUUUCUUACGGCGUGCAAAACAAUUUAUUUUUAAUGUUAUUUUUUUAAAUUAAAUGUUAAGCAUUAUUUGCAAGGGAUAAUUCUGUAAAGAUAGCAAGGAUCUGUCCCUUCUUUUACAAGUUUCUCUUAGUUUGACAGUAUAACAACAUUCUCAACAAAACAUAUAAGCGACUAUGCCUUAAAUGCAAAGAAUAAUGCAUAUUUUAUAUCGAAAGAAUGCCGUGUAGCACCAAGAAGACUGUAUCGGAUUUCUAAUGUGUCUUAUUUACAAACCCGCUUGAAUUUAAAUAUACAAUGAUAAGCCAAUAAGAACACAUUUUAGUAGAGCUACAAUAUAUAUUUAUAUCCACAUUUUGAGACAAAAUUUUAGUUCUGUAGUGUUAGCCAUGAGCGAUCAAAAAACGGUGGAUCUGCUGUGGAACUGUGCUGCCAAACUAACCGACCAAACCCACACAGAACGGCUUCUAAAGUCGUAUUACAUAACCACCUGCCGAAAGCUGGCCCGGCACAAUGUCCAGUUGCCCGAGGACAGCUUCGGACCCGCACGCAUGUGCUCCCGCUGCGGCAACCAGUGGACCGACGGUCGCUACCAACUCCACCUCGAGCCACAAAGGCUGAGGCAGAGUGCCAAGAACCGGAGACUCAUCGCCCAGCUGGAAGCCGUCAAGGCCAAACCAACAAAGGGCGAGAUGAGCAGUGGAGCCAGGAAACGGGCCAAGUGGCUGAAGAAGCGCAUGGCCAGCCAAAUGGCCGUGGACUGCGAGGUUUGCCGGCACAAGACAAUGCUGCCGCUGGAGAAGGCCAGAAAGCGCGCCAAACUCAUAGCCACGGAGGAGACAAUGGCAACCACAACACAACCUGCGGCAGCGGGCCAGAACAAAAAGAAGGCCAAAAGGAAGAAGUCCCAAGCGCCGAAUAAAGAUAUCAAUGCAGGCCUGAAAAUUCCACAGCCGCAAAAAACGCAGCAACAGCCUCCCAAACAGCCAGCGCCGUCCAAAAAUGCUUCCCAACCAGUUGGAACGGCUUCCCAAAACCCAAGUCAGACGUCGAAGAAGAAAAAGAAGAAGCCAGCUCAGCCGGCGCCCGCCGCUGCCAAAACGCAGUCCAAGACCCAGAAGCAAAACGCCCUGCUGCAACUGGCCGCCCAGCUGAAAUCGAACGCGUUUAAAGACGCCAGCAAAUCGCAGCAGAACCGCCUGCAAGCCUUCCUCAAGUAGCGAUGAAAAUCGCUCCGACAAUGCAUUAAGCACAAAGAUUGUGGUUCGGCUGAAUGGAAAUACUUGUUGUGGCACAUAAUUAAGCGUUAGCACAAUACUAGAAUCAGGCUCUUUGUGCCGGUUGAUAAAGCCAGCCCAGGUGGGAACCUGUUAUCCAGUCGCCCGGUCUUCUGGGUCGAGUCACGCAACGGCUAUGCACUUAUCACUGCUGCCCGAGACGCGACCCAAGGUUGUCCAGAUAUUGCGCAGCCAACAUGGUCAGCAUGCUUAAUUUAUUUCUCGGAGCGCAACGUUUAAUUAAAAUUGAGUUGUUUGCCAUAGCGUCCCAUGAACGCGUCCUUCAAAGCUGCUCCCAAAAAGGGCAACGGAUCGGGCUCUCGAACAACAGCUCGCUUUAUCUGCCGCCAAUUGCACAAAGAGCACACGCACGGGAGAAGGCUCCAGUCCCAGAUUGGCUUCGACUUCGGCUUUCCUCGUUCCGCAAAGCAGACUCGGAUUUCUCGGCAGCUGCGGCAACAACAUCUGCCUGCCACAUUAGAAGAUUUCUGGUUUUACAGUCCAGCCUCUCUAUGUCGAACCACUUCAGCCAUGUUCAGAAUGUAGUUUAGAAAAUAGAACUCAUACUUUGAAUUCGAUUAGAAUAAAUUUUAAUAUUUAGGUAAAACACAGAACAUUUUCCAACCAUUCGAUAAAAAUGAUACUUGUAUAAAUUAUAUAACCAGGUAUCGAAAAUAAUCAAUAUUUUCGUUCGCUUACAAAUGAUUAUUUCUGAACAAUACAUACCAAAACUUUAAAUCGAGCGUUUUUGAUUUUUUUUAACACCGCUUAUGAUGAUUACGGUCCCUGGUUAUAACUUAUUUACCUGUUGACCUUUGUAAGUAGUAAGUCGUUGAGUUCGAAGCAAAUUAUUGUAUAUUAUGGCACAUAAUAUGGUUCUAGUUAGGGAAGUUCAAACGUAGUUGGUCAGCCUGUUUUGCUUUUGCCAAAAUGGGCAUGAUGUUCUAUAAAAUAUGAUAUCAGCGGCGGGAUCGUCUCUCUAAAUGUGGAAAGAACGAUAGAAUUUUUCGGCUGCCUACUCGAGGAUGGGAUCUGCGAAAGGAAGAUGCGCAAUGGGCGUGGGCCUCUAACUCCAGCAAGCCGGC